AUGCGGUCAUUCUUCCUCCUUCUUACGGGCCUUUUGGCUUUGGGAGAAGCAGCUUCACCGACAGCAUGGUAUACUGGAUCUAGUUCUCUUGCGACCUUUCCUUCGCUACUGGAUGCGGAUCUGGAGGAUUUGUCAACUGGACUGGAGAAAGGACUUUUUACUAGUGUUGAUUUGGUCAAAGCGUACCAAGCUCGAAUUUUAGAGGUCAAUAACACUCUGCAUAUGGUCACUGAGCUUAAUCCGGAUGCUUUGGCUAUAGCAGCGUCGCUAGAUGCUCAGAGAAAGAAUGGCACGGUCCUUGGUCCACUUCAUGGGAUUCCGAUCUUGAUCAAGAACAAUAUCGCGACAGCCGAUGAGAUGAAUAACACUGCAGGAUCCUGGUCCUUGUUGGGAGCGAAAGUACCCCGGGAUUCGACUAUCGCUGCGAAACUGCGAAAGGCUGGAGCUGUAAUCUUGGGAAAGACGAAUCUUUCGCAGUGGGCGAACUGUCGCAGCGAGAACUCCAGUAAUGGCUGGUCUGCUUAUGGUGGCCAGACAUAUGGCGCUUAUUAUCCUAAGCAAGAUCCAAGUGGGAGCUCAAGUGGUUCUGGUGUGUCGAGCUCUAUAGGUCUCGCGCUAGCGUCUCUCGGCACGGAAACGAGUGGAAGCAUCUUGAGUCCCUCAGACGUCAAUAAUUUGGUAGGUAUAAAGCCAACCGUCGGCUUGACGAGUCGUUUUCUGGUGAUCCCAAUCUCAGAGCACCAAGACACUGUCGGCCCUAUGACAAGGUCUGUGAAAGAUGCUGCGGCGGUCUUGCAAGCUAUCGCGGGACCGGAUGACUACGACAACUACACGUCUGCUUUCCCAUUCCACAGUGUCCCAGAUUAUGUCUCUGCUUGCGACUACAACUCCCUGGCCGGCGCUCGCAUUGGCGUGGCUCGAAAUGUCCUUGAGAUAUGGCGACAGUACACCGAUCAGCCUGUACUGGAUGCCUUCGACGAGGCAAUCAAGCAGAUCGAAGCAGCAGGAGCCACAAUCGUCGAUGCCAACUUUACUGCCUUCGCUGCCUGGCAGACCGACACUAACAACAGGCUCGUCUUCAAUGCCGAUUUCCUCUCAAACCUGGCCCAAUACUUCUCCGAGCUCUCGUAUAAUCCGUACAGCAUCACCGAUCUAGCCGGCGAGCGGAGCUGGACGCAUUCGCAUCCAAUCGAGGAUUGGCCUGAGCGAGAUACCAACGAAUGGGAUGCGGCGCUGAACCAGGGCUGGAACAAUACAGAUCCUAGAUUUUGGCCUGCAUACCAGAUGGGUAAUAUCUUUUAUGGUGGUGAGGGCGGCAUUCUUGGCGCAUUGAAGAGGACGAAUACCACCGCUGUCUUGUUGCCUACUCAGCUGAGUCCUAGCAUUCCGGCUCUUGUGGGCAGUCCAGUCGUGACAGUGCCCAUGGGAUUCUAUCCAUCCAACUGGAAUGUUUCGAUGAAUGGCUUUGGCAAUCUUGUGGCAAAAGGGCCGAAUGUACCGUUUGGUUUAUCUUUCAUGGGUGAUCGGUGGAGUGAGGAGACGUUGGUCGGUUAUGCGUAUGCUUAUGAGCAAAGGACUCAUCACCGGAAAGCGGUGUUGCCAUAUAUCAGACCCAAAACGGAAUUAGUAAAUGUGGUCGGCCAGGCUUGA
This is a messenger RNA of Pseudocercospora fijiensis CIRAD86, 1650 nucleotides long. RefSeq lists its product as uncharacterized. The transcript has a single exon. The record is from RefSeq and is a predicted model, not a curated record. NCBI's taxonomy places the organism in Eukaryota, Fungi, Ascomycota, Dothideomycetes, Mycosphaerellales, Mycosphaerellaceae. The coding region runs from base 1 to 1650 and encodes 549 amino acids.